Molecule: messenger RNA, 5454 nt
Organism: Daphnia magna
Lineage: Eukaryota; Metazoa; Arthropoda; Branchiopoda; Diplostraca; Daphniidae
Exons: 4
Coding region: 3214-4206 (330 amino acids)
Biological process (GO): regulation of transcription by RNA polymerase II; sex differentiation
Cellular component (GO): nucleus
Molecular function (GO): RNA polymerase II cis-regulatory region sequence-specific DNA binding; DNA-binding transcription factor activity, RNA polymerase II-specific
Source: RefSeq, a predicted model, not a curated record
ACGUGGCAACCUUGGACUAAUGGUUCAUGGGUUCCAAAUAUGGCGGCACCCAGAGAGUAAAAAGAAACUUGUGGUAAACAUUGAUGCUGGUUUCACCAAAAGGCUAUCUAAUCAUUAAUCGAAAUUGAUCCUUGAGCAUCUACAGCACCCCCAACUAUUGGUGAACAGCACACUCGCCAACGGUUGCUGUUUACACUCAUUCCUCGCGGCGUCCAAAAUGGCCGCCCAGUGAGCCAGCCGAAAUCUGUUUGUGUACGCGUGUUCAACAAUUGAAAAUCAAUCUUGUCGCUAUGCAGAAAUUACGUUGGCCAAUUGAAUGAACGUCGUUCACACCGAAAUGGGAAUGCGGUCGAAUAGCUCGAGGGAUUCGAAGCGUGACCCGUGUGUGUGUGUGUGUGCCUUCACUUGAAAUUCCGUUCGGGUAUCUUUUUUUGUUUUUUGGUCGGAGACGGUGAUAAAUGUUGUAUCAAUCGUUCUUUUUCUUUGUUUUGCUAGCAGCGUGUGGUUGCGGGAGAUGAAAUAAUCAAUUGCAUCCGACUUUGUUUGACUUGUGGACAACUAUCUACUUUCUAACGAAGAGUGUGUGUGUGUGUGUGUGGUCUAACCGGGCUAGUGUAUUGACAGAUGGGUAACUUGAGACCGCAAAAAAAAAAAAAAUAUAUACGGUCAUAACUGGCAACCUUGUGUAUUUUGCGUGUGCAAACACACAUACUGUACUGAUUUUAUUGAUGGCUUCAACUCUUAUUUUGCAUAUGCGAAAGGGAAAACACACACACACACACAGGGGAAAAAGUAAGGUGCAUUUUGAGUGAUUCCGUCAUUGUUUCACACCGUUGCGUGAUUGUUUUCUGGGCGUCUAUCCAAAAACUAUUUCGUUAUUGCCCUUAACCUUUCAGAUCUUUGCAACAUUCUAUCCUUUUCUUAUUUCUUUCUUUAGACAACGGACGGACAAUUGUAUUUUUGCGAUAUAAUUUGUGUUUUUGCUGAAAUGGGACAUCGUGGCGACAGUAUCAAAAAUUGGAACAGGCUAUCUCGAAAAUGGUACACAUUGACUAUUUCGGUCCCACCUACACGCCCUCUCUAGAGAGAUACUUUCGAUCUAUUUCGAUCUUUCGGCAUUGUCGGGUGUCCCUUUUUUUUUUUGCCACAAUCUCUUGUCAUAAAUCUCACACCGAUGUUAAAGAAACAGAUUCAGCGUCUUCUUCUUCUAUUUGGGUAGAAGAAGCUUUCCCAUCCAUAUCGACCGCCACGCGACUAUAUAUAAAGCCACUGCCGAGCUAUUGUUGUGAUGCUAACCUUGUCCCUUCAAGGCAAUAAGACGCGGUCAGAUUGAUGGGAGGUUUUUUUUUUUUUCCUUUCUCGCAGAUCGCGCAUUCUAUAGACAUUAUCCCACGUGUCCGCUAGGCUAGAGUCACUCGCAAAUUUCUUUUUUUUUUUUUUUGCAUUUUAUUUUCCCGUUUUUGUUGUCUUUUUGGCGAAAAUCUUCCCCUCGAGCUUUUUUGGAUGGUUGCCAACCGUGUUGGCCUUCAGGGUUUUAUAGGACCCUAGCAACAGCGUUGAGGGCCGCAGCUCAUUGCUUUGUGUACCCAAUCCGAAUGGCUGCCGCCCUUCUUUUUUGGCCAUACUUUGUUACCACCACUGCACUAUUCGCUUCUUUUUGUUUUCCAAGUGUAUACAACAGUAAACAACCCGCAUUUCAUUUUUGUUUUUGUUUUAUUGUCUUGUGCAUUCAGUAGAAUUCAUCAUCUUUCUAGGUAGUGUUCUACAGUGUAGUUAGUCUAGUUUCCGUACGACUUUGAUAUCCCUAUUUUCUCUUUUUCUGCCCCCCCGAACUGACAUUGUUCUUCUUUUUUAUUAUUGUUCGCCCAAAAUGGCUGAUGUAUGCAACGCAGUCGGGGGCAGUUUAAAAAAAAGGGGGGCAUUUUGUUUCGCAGCGGAAAUGGUCGUGAUCUUUUUUAAGCCGACCUUAAUCGUUCCAUCUUCUGCUCGACAAAGCAGUUGACGGAUUUUUUUCAUUAACUACGACAGAGGCAACGCGUUCACGUCAAACUCGCUUCGUCAUUUAGUUACGCACGUGAAAUGAAUCGAUUUUUCGUUUAGUCCCUUUUGUAAAGCAAUUUGGUGAUUAAAGGGAGAGAGAAAAAAGGGGGGAUACUCAUCGACACAACAACGGUGGUACGGACCUCAUGGGUUAUUAACACGAGCGAAAGAGAAAAAGUAGAUAGGGAAACCUUACGACUGCUUCGGUAAAAAUUAUUGUGAUUUCAAAAAUCUUGGCCGACACCUAGAAAAGUUAUAGGCUUUUAGGCUUUAUUCAAUUGUGUGUGUGUGUGUGUAGAAGGCCCACGCACUGCAGGGUCACGGUGUUCGUUGUAGAGGUAGAUCGGGGUUGUGCGUGAAUAUUUAUAGACACGUGCGUUGAAGAGAUAUGAAAUGAUUGCGAGUGUAGACUACACAAAUGUAUCAGCUGGGAAAGGGUAAUCUUUUUGUAACUUGAUCAAAUGUUUGUUUAACCUUUGAGAAAUCUUCUCCCAGUUUUGGCCGCGUAGAUUCUAAAAUCUUGUCGGACGUAAUUUGUGUUGUUUCCAACCAAAAAAAAAAAUUGUAUUCGAAGCUUUGGCUGACAUACUUUGUGAUUAACAUUAUUGGCCUCUGUCGCGAUCCAUCACAUUUAAGCUGGCAGACUUGGUGAACUUGUGGGGUGUAAUUAUACACACACUCAUAUGUAUGUAUAUAUAUAUAUAUAUAUAUACACAUAUCGAGAUUUGGAGAAACUAUUUUCGUUUGGUGCGCAGAAUUUGUGUGUGUAUGCUGCUACUACACUUACUACUACCCUUCCGGUUCAGAUGAACAAGGGGGCGCAAAUCGGUAGGGGCAUACUUUAGUCAGAGCCAAAAUAAAAGCAGCUUUUUUCUGGCUCCCAAGUCGAAGGGGGUAAAACGAUCCGACUGCUGUGUUUGGUGUCCUUGCCAUUGCCAUACCACCAACAGUGCAUGAUCCCCGCGCGAAGGGAAAGCUUCGUACCGAAAAAUCGUAGAACCACUGUUUAGUUCCCUUUUGGUGCCUUACUGAGUAAGUUGGCUCGUUCUCGAUCUCGAUUUUUUGACUCUUCGUGCUUUUGUCGCACAGUUAUUUCCCCUUCGUUUUCGUGUGUGUGUGUGUGUGUGUUGACGUUUUCAUUUCCAAUAUAUAGGUGCUUUUCAUUAGACAUCAAUGUCAGAUAGCGACGCUGAAGAAUUGUCCGUGGGGGCACCGUCGCCGAUUUCAGCUAAAGAGCGCCAUCACCACGGUUCUAAUAUGAUUAUCAUGGAUGGCGAUGAAGAAGGGUCCAGCAGCGUUUCAAGUUUUCGAAUCCGUAACGAAGGAGUGGACGCGAUUAAUGACAGCAACGGCGCCUCGCAGCGCCACCCGACUUGUGCGCUGUGCAAAAAUCACCAAACGAUAAGCACGCUCAAAGGGCACAAAAGAUACUGUCCAUGGCGACAAUGUAUGUGCGAGUUGUGCUACGGCACCAAUAAAAAGAGAAAGAUCAAUGCGGAGCAAGUGGCGCUGAGACGAGCUCAAGCCCAAGAUGAAGAACUGCGCAAAAAAGGAAUAAUUCAGCAACUCGAAAGGAUUUCAAGCUCCUCGGCGUCAACAAUCACUACACCCUCUUCUAUCCAACAAUCGCCUUCACCCGAUUGUGGGAAAGCGAGGCCGUCUCGCUCCGAGCAUCAGCACUCGAUGCCGGGCAGAGAGGAAAGAGCGCCAAAAGUGAAAAUCGAUGCCCCGGCGCGGCCUACACCGGCCGCGGGAUGUCACCAAUCGAGUCCCGUAGUCUUUGGGCAACAAUUAUCACUUGGCAGCAUUCUCAUGGGCCAGAAUGUCUCCUUACUGAGGCACUCUGUUUGCGAGAAGCGAUUAGGUUUCGAAAUGUUGGGUUUCCUCUUCAGGAUCAUUCAAGACGUUAAGGCUGAAAUCGAAAGAGUCUCUUUUCAAUUGAAUGAAAUACACCACGAGAUUCAAAUCAAGAUUCAUUCCGGCAACGUUAACUUUGCGCCAAAUCCUAAUCUGGUUUACGGUCAAGAUCCACUGCAGAACGGAAAUCCAGUGACCCCGGUAUCCAUUCAUCAUUACCAAAUCCCUUCUUCUUUUCAGACUCAGUUCCGAGCGACGGUCAUUAACGGCCCUCAUCCUCCCCUACACCAAACUUUAUAUCCCAAUUGAUUGUUGUUUUUUUUUAUUAUUAUUAUUCAUUGAUUUAUUCUUGCUAGCAAGGGAUAUUAUUUUAGAUUAUUUGUUUGUUUGUUUUUUAACAUUUGAUGUUGUUUCGUUUUUUUUUUUUUUGAAUUUAUAUCGUUUCUGCUUCUUUAUGGCAUCUUUUCUUUGCACUCUUUUAUUAUUGAAAUUAGUGAAAAAUUCCAAUCUGCCAACGAAAACCCCCUUUUUGCUUUGAUUGAUCUUAUAGUAACCGAACGAUUUACAUGUCUGUUGUUCACACAGCCUGAUGGAAACAUCCUCCAAGUGAUUGUUAAGUGUAAGAUGAUUACCACCUGAGCUUGUCACCCGAAGGAAGAAAAACUUGAUGGGUAUAUUUUUGGAACUUGAUUGAUAUUGUGAUUUUUUUUAUCUCAUUGAAAUUGACCGAUUGAUGUGAAUCUUUGAACUGCAAAAAUCUGUGAUGAAGAUGUGGUCUUUUGCGAGGUGAAUUCUAUGACUUGAAAACGGUAGCACUGCCCGUGCUGGAUGGCACAAGAAGAACGUUUAGAAUUUAGCUGUAGCUAAGCGCAAAGAAAGAGCCAGUUGUUUAUAUUUUAUUAAAUCGAAACACAAUUCACCAUUAAUUGGAUGUAAAGACAAAAGUUAGGAUUAUUUAAAUUGGAAAGGAAUGUAUUUGCCGAGUUAUGCAAAUGCUUGAUACCCGCGAAGGAGAACGUACUGUAUUAUCGAGGCCUUUGAUCGGAAAAUGCGAGGGUUGAGCUGGGAAAAUAUUUCUAGGUCGAACAAAUGAUUAAAAGAGACCUGAUGAUAGACCUAUUGUCUUUCUGGAAUGAUUUUUGUUUAGUAGGCCUACGAAUCGUUUCGUAGUUACAGCAGUCGUCGUUACGCAUUUCUAUAAUAGAAAUAAUAGUCCGGUACCUAACAGUUGAUAUCAAUCUAGCAUCAGAUUAGAUUUUUUCACUAACGGACACCAUAGAUUCAUAAUUUUUAUUAACAAAAUAGGGAAAUAAGAUUUUGUUAUGCUUCCUUUCAACAAACAAGUUUUUAAACCCCUCCCAAUUUUUUGUUUGCAAUAUAACAAUUCAUUACAGAAAAAACUAGCUAUUUAAUAUUUUGUUUUUCAAAUAACCGUUUCGGAUAUUUUCUCUCCUUUGCAUAAAAGUAUGUUAUAAUCCUUAUCUAUCAUACUGAAACUUUGAAUCACAAUGUAGUUGGACCCAAAAUAAAACUUCAUCCGCCGCAACAAAAAAAAAA